ACAGUGUUUCGAAAUUAUCUCUGUCACACACACACACAAACAAACACACAACACACACACACACACAAUAUGCUAGACCUACACAAAUACUGUAAGACUGAUGGGCUUCUUUUAUUUGCAAUUUGAUAUAAUUUGCUGAUGCAAAUGUAACUUGCAAUUGUAGAGUAUAACCUGUCCUGACAGACUCAACUGAAACAGGUCUAUGCAUGGCUCCAUGUAUAGAACUUAUUUGUUGUCGCCUUGUUUUACAUGGUUGGUGUUUGCAUUCACGGUCUCACAGACUACUGUCAAAAGAGCAGACUAACUACCUCUUCCAUGACUUCCACAUGACGUGAAUCUCACAUUGCCUGGUUUGUGUUAGUCUGUGUCUGUAUUUUCCACCAGCUCUCAGUGUUGUGUGUGUCUUGUCAAAAUCGAAUCAAUUGGCACUUAUUUUACACUAUGGGCAACUGAAUUGCAAAGUAUUCAGAACUCAUUGACUGUAGAUUAAAUCCAGUGAUUUGUGUAUAUUUUCUUUUUUAAAUUAAGUUGAGAACUUCCCAACCAUCCAAAGUUGUGUGUGUGUGUGUGUGUGUGUGUGUGUGUGGCAACAUCCUAAAUAUUUGAAUUCUAUAUCUGGAUAAAAUAUCCUAUACUGGUCUGUGUUGUAGUAGGCUGCAGGUUACAACAGAUAUAAGAAUUCUGCCAACCCUACGUACUGGUGCAUGACCGCUCUACUGACAGAAGAUGGCGCUUCAAUGAGAGAAAAUGUGGUUGGGCUUGUCUCAAUAACAAUGGAUUAACUGUCAUCAUAGAACUGAAAGCUCUGAGACGUUUAUCAGGUUUCAACGUUGCCUGAACUGCUUAUGAAAUGGGAGAAAUGAUUGGUAGCUCAAGUUUAUGUGUCUGAUUGUUCUAAAUAUUAGAAGAGCUAUAUGGCUUCAUUCUCCUAGCCAAGUCAUAGGUUCUUACCCAGGUAUAUCACUAAACCGCGUACUUGGAAUACUUUUGUUUUCGCGUUUUCUUUUUGUCUUUGAGUUUUGCACUCCAGUGCCACAGCAGUUUGGCGGCUUUGAACAGAAAUAUAUGCAACCAUUAGAAAAGUCAUUUUUUACCCGGAGAUAUUUUCCCUAGUUUACCAGAUUCAGAGUGAUUAUGGCCGGAGGUGCAGUUAUCCACUCCGCACAGAGUCGGCGCUACUGUUGAUAUGGCACUCGAAACCAGCUGUGAUACUUGACAACCUCUGCGCCUAAGCAGAACUAUUCACUCCAUUGUUAUGUUUUUGUCAAGUUAAAUAAAGUUGGUUUAACAGGAUAAAGGUGACAGCCAUCUUUCUGACGAUAUCAAUUAAGCUUGGAAAGCACGAAUCUAGGGGUUAUCUUUAUGAAGGCAGAGAAGGAAGAGCAAGCAUGAAGCUAAGCAAACAAUGGGAUAUCGAGGUUGCCAUGGUCGUGGCAGGGGCAUUACACUUCCUGUAUUCCUGUGGUAGAGGCUGCCUGGUGCCUUUCCUCACCCUGUACCUCAGGCACUUGGGUCUCAGUGCCUACAUGGUUGGCAUUGUCAUGGGCACCCGGCACCUUAUCUCCCUGAUAUGGCACCCCCUCUCCAGCCUGCUGGCCAGGCACCAUGACAAGCGGCGGGCGGUCAUCAUAGGCUCGCUGGUCUGUUCUGCUGGACUAGGCUUGGCUUUCCUGCUCCUUCCGCCCACAGGGGAGGUCACCGGGGUCAGUGUCUGUAACUCCACCGCUCCCCUCGUCCCCAGACCCACCGCAGACCUUUCCAACAGUCUCCCAGUGGACCACAGACCAGUGUCCCCAGGGAUCGUCACUGCUGGUGUUCUUUCCAAAGAAAGGCUCACUAUGUCAGCUCAGCAUCUGACUGGCAUGGAUCAUGUAGGAAAUGCCAUCACCACCAUUGCCCAGGGCAGCAGUGAAAGUGGGAACACCAGUCCAAGUGUGUCUGUUAAUGUGGUGAGAAGAGAGAAGUACAGCAGGGGGAUCAUGGACGUCAAUAAUUCAAACGGGUAUGUUGCACCACACAGGAGAGCAGCCAGGUCUCAGACGCAGGACGAGGUGGAGGAGGAGGCCCAUUUUGAGUUCCUGGGCAGCCUUAAAGGGAUGGAUGCACAGCACCAGCUCUUCUUCCUGGUGCUAAUUGUGAUGGGACUAUGGGAGCUUGUGGCUACCCCUCUGGAGUGGACAGCAGAUGAUGGACUCUACGAGUACCUGGACUUUGUGGAUGCCACUGAGCACCAUGGUCGGGUGUGGAUGUGGAGACUGCUGGGUGGGGCCUGCGGUGUGUUUGGAGCUGGGCUCCUGGUCUCUAACCUGGGCUGCUUUCUGUUUGGGGGGGCUAGUGUUCCAAGGAGUGCUGUGCAUUUCUUUGGGUACGCACUACUGAUGCUUGUGACGAUCCCUGAAGCCAUAUUCCUUCCCCUCUACCUCAACCGCAAACAGGUGCGGCAGCGAGGAAGAAGGACAAAUAAUGGAGUCAAAGCGCUCCGGGUUGUCAAGGAGGACCCCCGCGCCCUUCUGUGUGCCAUCACGGCCUGCCUGGUGGGCGUUGCCGGUGCAGCCGUCGAGGACUUCCUGCCGUGGCAGAUGCAGGAUCACGGGAGUAGUGAGAUGCACAUCGGUGUGGCGCUGGGCAUGGCGCUGCUCUUCCAGGUGGUGUUUCCCCCGCUGCUCCGGACUGGACUGGUUUCACGGCUGCUGGGGCCCCACGGUCGACUCCUGCUCAUGGGCACCGCGAGCCGCGCGCUUCAGUGCCUCUACUACUCCUUCCUCUGGGGCCCAUGGUCCGUGCUCCCCGCCCAGGCUCUGGACUUCCUCAGCGUGAGCGCCUUCUGGUGGUCGCUGGAGGCACAGUGCAAGGAUGUCGCGACGCCAGGCACAGAAAGAGCCAUACAGCGGAUCUACCAGGCCCUGGCGCUGGAUCUGGGCGCCGGGCUGGGCAGCUUCGCAGGGGGGAUGGUGGUGCAGAGGUUCGGUGUGGCUGUGCUCUUUCAGGGCCUGGCUGCCUCGCUCGCCCUCUGGUGCCUCGUCCUCGGCCUCCUCCAGUGGAAGAUCCCCAGGCAGCGGAGGAUCAACUACUCCCGGCUCCUCGCAGCGGACGCCAGUCAGGAGAGCGACAGCGAGACAGACCAGGAAAGAGACUGGCUGGACAAAGCCAUAGAGGAAGAGAAUGGCAACAACAGUAACAGCCACAGAAAUAAAUACAGGUGAUGACUGGAAUGCACCAGCUGUUCUCAGAACAUUAUACUUAUUAAAGGUUUCAGCUAUUGUUUUGCUUAAUUUUGCCAUUAUAUUGGAAGUACUGAGAAGAAAUUAUUUUCAACCAAUAGAGGUUGCUGCAACUACUGUAUCUGUGAGACCAAAUCCAACGUCAAGUCCAAGUUCUUUCUUUGUUAUAUGUGCAGUGGCUACACAAUGAAACUCUUAGCUCAUUCCAUCUCCGGACGCUGCAGACACACUUAAAACGAAUAAUAACUAACAUAAAAUCACAGUAUAAAAAAAGGUAUGAAAACACAAUAUAAUCACAUGGACACACACACAUAGCAGUAAACACACACAUAAAAUAAACAUAAAAUGUAUAUUUACUUAUUUAGGAUAUAUGCAAAGUGACUGAUGCUUAGUGGCUGAUGUGCAUAUUUGCAUAAAGUGCAGUUUGUCCAUGCCAUGUGUGUGGUGGGGUACACGUGGGAGUGGGAGAGGGAGAGGGGGACAUUUAUUAAACACACUUGGGGGUACAUACUGUUUCAAGUCUGGAUGGUUUUGUACCUAUGCUUCAGCUGAGGAGAGUGUGGGUUGGGUGAGUUGGAUCCCUAAUGACACUGCAGGCCCAUAAGCAUAUGGUCAUAGAGGGGAAGUCUGUCCCUGUGACACUGCAGGCCCAUAAGAAUAUGGUCAUAGAGGGGAAGUCUGUCCCUGUGACACUGCAGGCCUAUAAGCAUAUGGUCAUAGAGGGGAAGUCUGCCCCUGUGAUUCUCUGUGCUGCCUUUACUACCUGCUGCAGUGCCUGUUUGAGUUAGUUGGUUAGAGUUAUUAAAGGUUAAAGUUGGUCAAAUGUAUGAACUCAUUUCACUAUACCUAUGAAUGGGAAAUGUGCUAUGUUGGUCUGUAAGGUGUCUGCAGAAGAUGACGAUAAAACAGGUUGUGUUCAUCAUUUCGAUUUUUUUGCUUCAUUGUUCAAUUAUGUUUUUCAAGUGCUGUGUUUGUCUUAACUUGAGGUCUGGUUCAUUUGUGAAAGCACUUUUCUUUAAUAAAAGUUUUAAAUAAUAAAAA
This is a messenger RNA of Clupea harengus (Atlantic herring), 4262 nucleotides long. It is a transcript of the gene mfsd6l, whose product is annotated as major facilitator superfamily domain containing 6-like. Gene Ontology annotation, cellular component: membrane. NCBI's taxonomy places the organism in Eukaryota, Metazoa, Chordata, Actinopteri, Clupeiformes, Clupeidae. The record is from RefSeq and is a predicted model, not a curated record.